This is a messenger RNA of Beta vulgaris subsp. vulgaris (sugar beet), 828 nucleotides long. RefSeq lists its product as uncharacterized. The coding region runs from base 1 to 828 and encodes 275 amino acids. The record is from RefSeq and is a predicted model, not a curated record. Lineage: Eukaryota; Viridiplantae; Streptophyta; Magnoliopsida; Caryophyllales; Amaranthaceae. Gene Ontology annotation, molecular function: zinc ion binding; nucleic acid binding. The transcript has a single exon.
AUGGCUGACGAUCUAGCCGCAAAAUCUUCAAAAUUAAACAUAGAAGAAGACGAGAAUACUGUUAUUGAUCUUGGUAGUGAUGAUAAUCGAAUCCUGGACGCAAAAACUUCUCUUAUGCUCGUAGGAAAAAUUGUUUCGGAAAGGACCGUGAAUCUUGAGGCCUUAAGACGUACCAUGAACCAGAUCUGGGCUCUAAAUAGGAGUAUGAUAGUCCGUUCGAUUGGUGUCAAUCUGUUUGUCUUUCAAUUCUUUCAUUGGAAAGACAAGGAGAAAAUCCUUGCUGGUCGCCCGUGGUGUUUCGAUGAAAAGUUGUUGUUACUGGAGGAAGUACGAGGCAAUGAACAACCAUCACAAGUUGUAAUCGUUUCUUCUCCUUUCUGGGUAUGGAUCUAUAAUUUGCCUUUUAACUAUCGCUCUAAGACAGAAGUUUCUGCCAUAGCGGGUUCCCUGGGACUCGUGCUUAAUAUUGAUCUUGAUGAUCUUGGUCUGGAGAAGUUUUGCCGGGUGAAAGUGUUGUUAAAUGUCUACAAACCAUUGCGGAGGAAACAGAAGAUUAGGAGGAAGGAUGGCAAGGUAUCUUCGAUUGAAUAUAAGUAUGAAAGGCUACCCAACUUUUGUUUUCGAUGUGGUGUCAUGGGCCAUAGUGAUAAGGAUUGUCAUGAUGCCACAUAUGAUGAGGAUGAUCAGGAGCUAGGGUGGGGGACUUGGUUGAAGGCGUCCCCUCUCAAGGGGAGGCUACGAAAUAAGGAAGAAGUGGUGGCAAUCACCACUAGAAGAAAAGCCCUUUUUGUGAUUAAAGAGGCUAGAGGUGAUGAUGGUCUACAAUAA